This is a messenger RNA of Paramuricea clavata, 1882 nucleotides long. Lineage: Eukaryota; Metazoa; Cnidaria; Anthozoa; Malacalcyonacea; Plexauridae. The record is from the annotation of a GenBank genome assembly.
AUGGCUAAGGUCCUUGAUUUACCGGCUAUUCCACCCUUUUCUGUGUCUGAAACGAGUUCGUUGGCACAACGUUGGGACAAAUGGACGAACUCGCUCGAUUACUACGUUCGUGCUUCGGGCAUCUCCGAUCAAAAGCAAAAGCGGGCCAUUCUACUUCAUUUAGCGGGUGCAGAAGUACAAGAAAUCUUCGAGACGUUGCCUGAUACUGGCGAGGAUUACAAAACAGCGCUCGAGAAAUUGAAUGCACAUUUCAACCCGUGUAAAAACAUAGCUUUCGAACGUCAUGUUUUCAGACAAGCAACCCAACGUGCCGACGAGUCCAUGGAUGCUUUUGUAACUCGCUUGAGAACUCUUGCAAAAACGUGCCAGUUCGAUACAAGUUUAGAUGAAAUGAUCCGUGACCAAGUCAUUGAAAAGUGUGCUUCGAACGCUCUUCGGCGUCGCCUACUACGAGAACAAGAACUAACAUUGAACAAUUUAUUAUCGAUUGCUCGUUCAUUCGAACUGGCCGAUCGCCAGGCCUUAGAAAUCGAACAAAAGUUUGAAUCAUCCACUCACCUCAAUUCCAUCGAACGAAAUAGAGAUUUUCAACAACCACGGCGUAAUUCUGCGAAGCGUGAAGACAAUAACAGGCAAACAUGUGUUUGUUAUUGUUGUGGAAACGAAGGGCACCGUGCGAAGGAUGUCCAAUGUCCUGCCCUUGACAAAACCUGCCGACGUUGUGGCAAGUCCGGUCAUUUUGCUAGGGUCUGUCGCCAAAAGACCAACAAACCGAAGCAAUACAGGGAGAAUGCACGACAGCUUGAACAGUUUGACGAUGACUCUUCUGAGAACGAAUGUUUAUUUACUCUCACGGCUCAUAAUGUGCAUCAUCGCUCGGACAGCCUUCGAUCAUAUGUUGGAAAUUGAACACAUUCCAGUGCAAAUGCUUAUUGACUCGGGGGCUAGUGUUAACGUCCUUGAUCUUGAGACAUAUCAUCGUCUAAAAGCGCGAAAAGGAGUCCAGUUAAUGCCUUCUACCCUUCGUGUUUACGCAUACGGUUCUACGACCCCAUUUAAUAUCCUGGGAACAGUCUCCGGUCGGGUAAAAUGCAAUUCUGCAGAAAUCGUGGCAAAGUUCGUAGUGGUACACGACCAACACGCUGGUUGUCUUCUCGGGCGACAAACUGCCACUCAACUGGGACUUUUGCGGGUUGGACCUCAAGUUUCGUCCAUCAAUUGUGCAGUAUCUCCCCAUUCCCUUCGCCAACGGUAUCCCAGUGUCUUUGACGGAGUAGGAAAACUCACCAAUUACCAGCAGAAAAUUUCCAUCAACACCAACAUCAAACCUGUUGCUCAGCCCCCACGUCGAAUUCCCUUCCACGUUCGCAAGCAAGUUUCCGCCAAACUUGAAGAACUCGAAAGGCUGGAUAUAAUCGAGGAGGUCCGUGGCCCAACACCCUGGGUCUCACCCUUGGUGGUCGUACCAAAAUCUAGUGGUGAAAUCCGUGUCUGCGUAGACAUGCGCCAGGUAAAUACGGCUGUAAUACGAGAGCGGUAUCCCAUUUCCACAGUCGAAGAAAGCCUUCAGGAUCUCAAUGGAGCAGCUGUUUUUUCGAAAUUAGACCUGAAGUGGGGCUACCAUCAAAUUGAACUGGACGAGCAAUCCAGAGAAUUGACCACCUUUACUACUCAUGAUGGCUUGUACCGGUAUAAGCGUCUUAUGUUCGGGAUAUCCGCUGCUCCUGAGAUUUAUCAACAUACUAUCCAACAAGUUCUACACGGUCUACCGGGGGUCAAGAACAUCUCGGAUGAUAUAAUUGUUUUCGGCAAGGACAAGUCAGAACAUGACAGAAAUCUGCAUGGAGUACUUUCUCGACUUCAAGAACGGGGACUUCGUUAA